Stylonychia lemnae is the source of this 222-nucleotide messenger RNA. NCBI's taxonomy places the organism in Eukaryota, Ciliophora, Spirotrichea, Sporadotrichida, Oxytrichidae. The record is from the annotation of a GenBank genome assembly.
AUGAAGCUAAGAGCAAUAGACUUUGUGAUGUCAUAGGAUAAAAGCAAGACCAUGGAAUUGGAGCUGGCUAAGAAACUCAAAACCGAAUUUGACAGUAAAUAUCACCCUACCUGGCAAUGCAUUGUUGGUAAAAACUUUGGAAGUGAUAUUGGAUUCGAGGAUAAACAUAUGAUAUACUUUUACCUUGGCUCCACAGCUAUUUUACUCUGGAAAGCUGGAUGA